AGACAAAUUUCAUACGCUGGGAUGCGUUCGAAGUCUCAUCCAAGUGCUCCUCAGGAAUCUGAACACAGCCCUGAGAAAAUGUUAAUGACGAAACGAAAUCUCGAGAGUGGUCUGUGAGGAAGGUAAAUAAAUACAAAAUCCGGAAGUGUCACAAUUCCGGAAGAAGACAGAUGAAGGUCGCAUUCUUGGGUUAUAGAGGCCAAUUCGAGGAAAUCACACGAGGAUUCUGCCUCGUCUCGAUCAUCGCGGUUGACGUCACGAGCCCAAAACGGUCGUUGUAAGAUCGAAGCGUCCCAUUUAGCCGAGUCUGGCUGUGCUUUCUCACUCACUCCUCCCAGCUCCGCCGCGUGGUCCUGCGUCCUGUUGGGCCAGGCAAAGCCAGGUCUCGCUCCGCGCGACUCUAUUCUCUGAUUCGACCGAUUCGAGUAGGAUUCGGAGUAAUUGAAGCCUAAGCGGUGACGAGAGAAGAAAGAGAGAGAGAAACGGGUGGAAGUAACGGAGAAGAUUUGAGAAGAGAGUUGCUGAAGAGUUGUAGAGUUCGCGACUUGGCGUCCGCAUGGCGCAUGGCGAGCACUGAUGUAAACCGCCUCGAGAGUGCUAACGACGACUUUGCAGGACUUUGCCUACCUCCGGGGCGGAAUGUCCGAGGGACAUCGGUGAACGGCGAGCGAAGGGGGAACCGGUUCGCAACUUCGUGCGUUCACUUCGUGCGAAGACUGAGGGUUCUCUGCGCGCGAAGUGAAGAGGAAGGUGAGAGCGAAGUCGAUUCCUCCGGAACAGGUGCGCGUUUCCUCGUGUCUUCCCCGAGUCCCCAGUAUUAUCGAGCCAUCCGCGCGAACGUCGGCACUGUCGGCAGGGUAUGCCUGCGCCAACGCGUCCCGGCCGUGCCAGCGUCGCGCAUGGUGCGGUUCGUCGGCUAACCUAAUUCGUGGAUUCGUAUCUUGGGUCUUGACUACGGGCGAGCGAGACAGGUCGAGAACGCAUUUCCUCCCUACGAUGAACGCGAAUCUCUACACAGCGAUGACCGCAGACAGGGUCAUGUGGGACAAGGUCUGUCGGCUGUGCUCGGAAGAGAGGAACGAGAUGCUGCCAAUCUUUGGCGACGAGGGUCUGCAACGUAGAGUGGUGCAGAAGCUGCGCGCUUGCCUGCCCGUACUUGUGUACAAGACCGAUCCGUUGCCGAAGCAGAUCUGUCAGUUUUGCGCAGCUAGACUGGACGAUGUCUAUCAGUUCAGAGAGUUUUGCAUAAAUGUCUACAGGAGUAUGCAUACCGUGUUGCUCAAGUGCGAACAGAUGGAGUCUGCUCAGAUAUUCCUCGAUGCGAUGAUGAACUCGUCGGAUCCAUGUCAGGUUCAACUCUGCAAGGAAAAGUCUAGAGCUCCACCGCCGUUGGUUCCUUUAUCAAUUGUCAUGCCAUUUGAUGAUCUAGCGACGCCGAUUAAUCAAGCCAAUCAGGAUCAUUUUCAAAAUACCUGCAUGGAAACUUUGUCUGAAUUACCCUGCGAGGUAGAGAUCAAGGAGAUGAAUACAGAUGCAAUUUUCAGUAUCGAAACCGCCACUUGCGAACCGCUAAAUAAGAAGCGUAAACUGUCAGAAAUGUUUGAUAUGGAUAUACAGACAAAAGUGGAAUCUGUCCUUAUACCUGAUAUGGAAGGAACAAAAGCUCCUAAAUCAAACUGUCAAAUCAAGAAAGAAGAAAAACGAACCAGUAUUUUGGAACAAGUGUUGACUGGUAAUUUAACAAUGAAUAAUCACCAGAACCUACAACCUGGAACAAAGUUAACUUCCGAAUGGUGGUGUGCACCCUGUAAUAAUUAUUACAAAACAAAGGACAGUCUAAUGACGCAUAUGCAAUUACACUGCCCGCGUGUAUAUACUUGUAGAAAGUGCUCCGUGUCCUUCGAAUCUGUUGAAAUCUUAGCCAAACACGAAGCUAAUAGCCAUUUGAAGGUCAAGAUGGAUUUCACAGAAAACUUGAACGACUGUGAUCAGUGUGACCGGCAGUUCGUAAGAUGGGAAAUGCUGAAGCAACACAGACUGCGCGAUCAUUUAGCUGAAUUGACUGAUGGAAGCAAUACGCGGUGUUCGUUAUGCAAUAGAUUCUUCCCUACAGUAGAAUCUUAUCAAAAACAUGUUCAGUUACAUCAAACAAACUCGGCGAUGUCUCAGAAGUUACCAUCUUCAGAAUUUAUGAUUACAAAGAUACCGGAACGAAUUAGAGAAAUUAAACGAGAUGAACAGUACUGUGAAAGAUCUCUCAAGUGUCCCACUUGUGGGAAGAUUUGCACCCAACAGAGCGCAUUAUCGAAUCACAUGCGCACUCAUGAACCGAAGAAGCAUAAAUGCGACAUUUGCGGUCGGUCAUUCGGACUUCUUAUACGCUUAGCUGGGCAUAGAAUAACCGAGCAUAAUGAACAGCCAAUGAUGUCAUCAGUCUUGUCAGCAGUCGAGCAAGAGGAAGCCUUAAAUGCUGAGAGGGAAGCAAGGGAAGCUAAAUUUCGCAGUAUCAAGAAAACUUAUUUCGAGAUAAUGGAGAAGAACGAUGUCCCAGUAGAUGACGAAUCUGUAACGAAACGCAUUUCUGGUGGAAAUAAAAACGUGGCGAGAUGUGGCAUUUGCUCACAAUGGUUCAGCGAUCAUACGACAAUGUUAACGCACCUUGAGACACACUCAGAGUUUCAUAAGAGUUACACGUGUAACAUAUGUAAAAAAUCGUUUAAGGAACAAUCGCAGUUAUUAAAGCACGAGGCUAGUCAUAAACGUCAAACACUUGAUAAUGCCUCACUGUAUACAUCCGCUGUUUACAACAAAUCAUUAGUGGAUAAGGCGCAGCAAAAAACACACACGGUGGUUAAAACCUAUCACUGUGCAAAGUGUAAUAAAAUCUUUUUCAAAGAAGUAUCGCUGCUCACUCAUAUAUGCAGGAAUGCAGCACAACUUGAAAAGAAAGUCGCUGAAAAGAAGUCUCGGCUAAAGACGUCGCUUCAUGUUGGCAAUAAGACACACAAGUGCUCCAAAUGUGACGCGACCUUCGCAAGCUCGCAGUCACGAAACGCUCACAUGAAAAUGCACGCCGAGUACAUGCGCGGCAGUACAGUGCAGACACACGAAAUUAAAGUCGAAGCAGACGACGAACCGAUGCCAAAAUUGCGUCCGGAAACCCUGGAAUAUAUAUCUCCUAUCGAGCCAAAGGUUGAAAUUAACGAGCAGGGUACACCUCCGCCUCUUAAACGGACUCUCAUUAAAACUAGUAACGGGUAUCGAUGUGGUGUAUGCCAAUCACCAUUCGUGUUGAGAGAAUUAGCCGUGGCGCAUUUGAGAUCUGCACAUCCCGUGAUGCCAUAUCAGUGCCCGUAUUGCAAGAAACGCUUCACGACGCAGUACACAUUUGCCCAUCAUAUUAAGACAGAGCAUCCCGAUGAACCUGAGAAAUAA
Trachymyrmex septentrionalis is the source of this 3435-nucleotide messenger RNA. Its product is annotated as zinc finger protein Xfin-like. Gene Ontology annotation, cellular component: nucleus. Lineage: Eukaryota; Metazoa; Arthropoda; Insecta; Hymenoptera; Formicidae. The record is from RefSeq and is a predicted model, not a curated record. Bases 997 to 3435 code for a protein of 812 amino acids. Gene Ontology annotation, molecular function: zinc ion binding. The transcript has 10 exons.